CUCUCAUUCUAAUGGAGAUCGGAAUUUGGCAAAGGCGAGCGUGGCCGGCGUUUCAUAUGGUCUAACUUUUCCCUUCUCUCUCGUCUUCUUUCUCUCUCCUUUAGUUUUCCGCACCGAUGUCCGGCGGCGAUGACCGCGGCGACCUCUUCGACUACCACCCCGACAGGGACCUGUCGGCGAUCUUUCCGGCCGCCGGGAAAUGGACGGCGGACUCGGACAGCCUUCACGACUACUACUUGAACGACGACGGCAUGCUGCAGGCGUCCGGCCCUUUCGACGCGUCGUGCUGGGCGCAGCCGGACGACUGGUUCAAUGGCGGCGAGAUGGCGGCGGACGGCGGCGCCAAGUACUGGGGGAACCACAUCGCGACCCCGUCGACCGGAGUUGGGUCCCCGGUGUCGGCCAAUUGUUCGGCGUCGUCGUCGUCGUCGAUGGAGGCCCUAGAAGUGGUGAAGCUGGAGGAUCAGGAGGCGGCGGAGGCCAUCAACGAGGAGAUUAAAGACCGAGAACCGGCGACUGAUCACGCAGACAAAUCGAAGCUCAAACUGAACAAGCCGAAGAAGAAGGGAGAAAAGAGGCAGAGGGAGCCUCGCUUCGCCUUCAUGACCAAGAGCGAGGUCGAUCAUCUCGAAGACGGCUAUAGGUGGAGAAAAUACGGCCAAAAGGCAGUAAAAAACAGCCCUUUUCCAAGAAGUUACUAUCGUUGCACGGCCCAAAAGUGCCCGGUGAAGAAGAGAGUGGAGAGAUCGUAUCAAGAUCCGACCACCGUGAUCACCACCUACGAAGGGAAGCACAUCCACCCGAGCCCUGCGAGUACUCCCCGAGGACACUAUUUACCAGCUGCGCCACCACCGCCGCUGCUGCAGUUCACGGUGCCGGCGAACUUAAUCAGCCACCACCACCACCACCAACAACAACAACAGCACCACCACCAGCAGCAGCUCCUGCAGCAAGUGCGAGCACUGGGCGGCGUGCAGCGAGCAAACGCCGCCGGCAACAGCACGGUGACGAUCGGCAUGCAGCCUUCGGUUCAGCUCCCGGAUUACGGUCUCCUGCAGGACGUCGUUCCCGCGUUUAGUCAGAGAAAACAGUUUCCAUGAAUCUGUUGGUACGUUUAAUUAGUUAGGUAACUAAUUAUGAUAUCUAUAUAUAUAUAUCGAUCGUUUUACAUGCCAAUCGAUCGACUAAUCCUUGUUCUUGUACAAAUGUGUGUGCUUUAUUUUCUAAAUAAUAUAUAACUGAUUAAUCAACCUCAUUGCUAUAU
Messenger RNA from Zingiber officinale, 1264 nucleotides. Its product is annotated as WRKY transcription factor 71-like. The coding region runs from base 117 to 1100 and encodes 327 amino acids. Gene Ontology annotation, biological process: regulation of DNA-templated transcription. The record is from RefSeq and is a predicted model, not a curated record. NCBI's taxonomy places the organism in Eukaryota, Viridiplantae, Streptophyta, Magnoliopsida, Zingiberales, Zingiberaceae. Gene Ontology annotation, molecular function: DNA-binding transcription factor activity; sequence-specific DNA binding. The transcript is spliced from 3 exons.